ACAGCACACAUGUUUGGUAUUAGUCUUGGAAUGCCUGUUCGACACCAGUAAAACCAAGAACAAGGUUUGGGGAACUCGUUGUGAUGUACCCCUUUUUCCAGGUGGUGGAAGUGUCAUCUCUCCAGGGGAAGAGGUGACUAGCGGGUUGCCUGGUAGGAUGGCUAUCCUCAAUUUAAAUUUGUUUGACAACUCAUGGGGUUGUGCUGGCACAGCCAACGCGGUGGGUGGGGACGCCACUAUCGACCGGUGGCCUUGGCUACAUCCACGGCUCUUGCAGGCGCAGCAUAGCUUUGGAGCGGCUCGACACGGCGCGGCAACGAACCCAGCACGAACGCGUUGGCCGACGCUGAGCCAGCAAGUUCGCUUGUUGGCCGAGCAAAGCCGAAGGAUGCCGAAGGCAAACCGAAUCGGUUCGUGCAGCACACCUCACUGGUCGUUGCCCAGAGCUGCGCCCAACUUAGUUGAAAAUCGACGUUGGAUCACUGUUCAUCCUUUCGGAGCUAAAAGAAAAGGCCCAACGAGGUGGAAAUCAAGAUCGGAAACAUGUCUGACCCGGCCGUGGAGGAGCUCCUGAAGCGGUGGGGAGUACCACAACUGUUGGACCGCUGCAGAGAACAAGAAGUGGACCUGGACGCGCUGCGCUCCUUCAAGGAGAACGUCAUCACCGAGCUGGUGCCGCUGAUCGGGCCGCGCUGCAAGUUUCUCAAGGGGUGGCGCGCGUGGAAGGAGCUCGGCGCCCCCGCCCCCAGCGCCGCCGCCGUCGGGGGGCAGGGUGCCGGGGGCGGCGUUGGGAGCGGGGGUGGAAGUCCAACGCGCAGCCCGGCCAGCCCGCCCCCAGCCGACCAUGUGCAGGCGGCACCAGCGAGACGCAUUCCGAACUCAGCACCGUCCACCCCGUCCGCUUCCAGACGGAGCACCGCGGAAGAGCCCUCGCCGUCGGCGCAGCCCGGCCCGCCGGACAGCGGCAAGAAGGAGGUGUCCGUGUUCCUGGAGGGGAGAAUCACGUAUGAGGACGGCGACACGUCUGGAGGGUGGCUGGUUGCGGACGGGUACUUGAAGAAAGGAGAGACGCUGAUGGUCAAAACAGAGCCCCCGGACGACCCGACCGCGGCGGACGCGGAGGACGGCGACGUGGGUCGCAAGCCUCGCUUCCAGCUCCAGGGCCGCAUCUCCCUGUCGCUGCAGGACUUCGCCGAGGUGCCCUCCUUCAUGGUGGCGCAGGCAAGGGCGCAGGCCUCGCCGUCCAUCCCCCACCUGGAGGACAGCUGCUCCAUGCCGUCCGACGGCUUCGUGGCGCCGGCCUACAUGCAGCAGAUGCAGCAGCUGCACGCGGACGCACUCCACGACAGCCCCGCGCAGAUGGCCUUCCCCGCGGUGGGCUCCAGCCUUGGCUCCAGCUUCUCCAGGAAGCGGUCGCGGGCCGACAAGCUGGACCUCGAGGGGCUGCUCAACAGCACCAGCAAGGGCAAGAUGAUCCUGUCGCUGUAUCGGCAGCGGAACUGCCUGGACGGGCCCGCCAGGCAAACGCUCACCGACCUCGUCAUCGCGGAGGAGUUGCGGGAGGACUUCAACAAACGGAUCACCAGCCAGCGCUUUCAGGAGAUUGCCGAAUCCAUUGUGGAACUUUUCCCUGGAGAAAAUGAGGAUACUUACUUCUGCAAUGAUCGUUCGUAUGGUGACCGCCCUGGUGGUAAAGGAAAAUUAACAUCCAAGUACUACAACACCCGAAGACAACUUGCCAAAAGCGGAGUCAUCUGUAGAGGACAAAGCAAAGAGCGGAGACAAAAUAUUCAGCAAGGGAUAGUAGCCGCAUUCCAAUCAACAUCAGAAGAGCAUGCAGAAGCAAUGCAAAAUUCCAAGUGGCUGCAGAGCUUAGGGUGGCACACUGAGUUGUCAGCAGAAGAUCUAGAAAUGACCUUACAGCGGUGGCAAGGUUGUUGGAAAGUGCGCCUGUUGAAAGUGCUGUCUCCAGGACAUGUGCCAACAGCCUACCUAGAUGAAUACCCCGUCCUGAGAAUGCCCAUAGGAGAAACUUUGAUCAAGGCUGAUUUUGAUCUGCUCUUCAAAGAUGCUGGAGGCCGUUUGAUGUGUGACUGGCCAAAUUUCUCUCAAACUGUCAUUACCAUGCUGGCAGAAGACUACCGAAAGCAGAUUCCACUUCUGGAUACAGUGAGAAGACAUGUUGGCACAGUGGAUGGUCGGCAAGUCGGUGCGUUGCUGCUGCUUCCCAGUAUGCUGCCAGUCACCACUUGCAAGGGCUCGGGCGAAAGCUCGGAAAUCUGGAGGCCAACCAGACAAGAAGCGCAGGAUGGAUUCCUACUGCACGUAGAGCACGACGGCGACGUGAACGCGGCGCUGGAGCGGCACUGGAUGCGGAUGCGCCUCAUGGGGCAGUCGGUGAGCCCCGUGCCCGUGGUGGUGGGGCCCGCGCUGGACCAGCUGCAGACGGCGCUCGUCGCCAUCGACGAGAACACCGCCUUCUACGUGCCCAACGCCCUGUGCGCCGUGGACCUCUGCUUCAAGUGCUUCCACGCCCUGCAGGUGCCGUACCCCCCGCAGGCGCAGAACGUGUGGAUGUUCCUGCAGCACGCCGUGUACCAGGUGGCCACGCCCACGGACCGCAUGUCCGUGGCCGUGAGCUCGCUGCUGGCCGACUUCGGCUUCCGUCCCGUGGCGCCCGUCGUCUCCUGGGACCAGGUGCUCAACCCUUCAGCCCCGUCGGCCGCGGGGCCGGCCGCCGUGUGACCGGUGUGACUGGAAGACGAUGGCGCCGCCGCAGCCCCGCAGUGAAGACAUCGCCAAAUGUGAUGACCACAUGCACCCUGAGGCCUCGAACUGCUGCGUUGUGGCCACUUUUAAGCUUUACGAAUGUUAUGUUUGAAACAUAGUGGGGAGAACUUUGUUCCCUUGAAAUGUUGACACGAGUGUUUACUGACUUAAGCAACUGAAAUCCAUCUUUUUACUUCUCUAAUCGUGUAUGCCAAUUGUCUCCUUGUCUUUGCAUUGUACUUCAGAAUUUUGAAAAGUUAGUGUUUAUUGUUACGAGAAAAACUUUUCGUUCUUUCUGUUAAUCUGCCGAAACUAUUUUUAAGUGGUUACAAUAAAUAUUAAGUUUAAUCAACAUU
Thrips palmi is the source of this 3125-nucleotide messenger RNA. RefSeq lists its product as uncharacterized. The record is from RefSeq and is a predicted model, not a curated record. The transcript has 11 exons. Bases 544 to 2745 code for a protein of 733 amino acids. Lineage: Eukaryota; Metazoa; Arthropoda; Insecta; Thysanoptera; Thripidae.